UUGGUGAGGAGUGAUAUGCAGCAGUCGGUGGUCUCCUGCUCUGUUCCAGUUGAAGUAAAGAGUGUCUGUCUUCCUGUAGGCUGGAAAAGCUACAGGUCACCUGAGGGAAGGAAAUACUAUGUCAACACCAGUACUAAUGAGACAACGUGGGAGCCGCCAUGUGAUUCCACCACCAAUAUGAAGACCACGAGGACUCACAGAAACUCAGUACAUGGGCGUCAUAAUGUUGGAGCCACUGGGAAGGUGUUGGAGCAUCCAGAUGUGUUGCUGAGGAAAACCAGCAUGAACAACCAGAGCCCUGGGUCCACCUCCCCAGCCAGGAGGCAGAAUAAAGAGAAGGAGAUCAAGGAGACCAAAAUCACAAUCAACUGCGUCACUUUUCCUGUGUCCACAUCCACACCAGAGCAACAGCUACUCAAACCCAAUGAAUGGAGCUACUGCGACUAUUUCUGGGCUGAUAAGAAGGACCCUCAGGGCACCACCACAGUGUCCGGGUUCGAGGUUCUGCUGCAGAAACAGCUGAAAGGCAAACAGAUGCAGAAAGAGAUGGCAGAGUUCAUCAGAGAAAGGAUAAAAAUCGAAGAGGAAUAUGCCAAGAAUCUCGCCAAGCUCUCUCAGUUCCCUAUGGCAGCACAAGAGGAAGGGACCCUUGGAGAUGCUUGGGCUCAACUUAAGAAGAGUUUAACCGAUGAGGCUGAGGUCCAUCUCAAGUUUUCCUCAAAGCUCCACAGUGAAGUAGAGAAGCCCUUACUGACCUUCAGAGGGGACAACUUUAAAAAGGACAUGAAGAAAUACGACCACCACAUCGCCGACCUGAGGAAACAGCUUGUCAGUCGUUACGCUGGAGUAGAGAAGGCACGGAGGGCUCUGGCAGACAGACAGAAGGAUCUGGAGGUGAAAACACAGCAGCUUGAGAUCAAACUGAGCAACAAGACUGAGGAGGACAUCAAGAAGGCCAGACGGAAAUCUACACAAGCAGGUGAUGAUCUGAUGCGUUGUGUUGACCUCUACAAUCAAGCUCAGUCGAAAUGGUUUGAAGAGAUGGUCACCACAAGCAUGGAGUUGGAGAGAUUGGAGGUGGAGCGGGUGGAGAUGAUACAGCAACACCUGCGCCAGUACACCACACUGCGUCAUGAGACAGACAUGUUCAACCAAAGUACGUUGGAGCCAGUGGACAAGCUUCUGCAAAGUGUGGACCCCGCCAAAGACAGAGAGCUGUGGGUGAAAGAACAUAAGACAGGAGAACUGAGACCCGUGGACAUGGACAUCUAGAUAACACUGACCUACUGUAUGAGAACCGCGUACACAUUAAACAUGAAACUACCUGCAUGCCUGUCUACCUGAGUACUUCAACCUCAGCCAAAGCCAUACAGGUAUCUCCACUGGAAGCACUGCGGGUUUUCUGGAUCUCCACUGCUGGAAAACGCAACAAAUACAACAUCAAAGCUUUACAGAAGAGUUUCUCAAUGUGAGGAUGAACGGGACUACAGCACAGCAAAAGAUCAGAUUGCAUUAUGAAUAUUGACUAGCCAUCCUGUGCUGUGUUUUAACAUAUAAUCCCGCAUGUCCUUUCACAGAUAUAUAUAAAUAUAAAUAUAUAUAAACAGUAUAUACAGUAGUGAAUAACUUUAAUAUGCUACUUCCCGGUACGUCUCUGAAUAUGAUUACAAAUUGUCAUCAUUGAUAAAUAUCAGAGCGAGAACUGUAAAGUAAAAGAUUUGCAAAAGUUCAUCCAACCAAUUUUACUUUCUGCUUUUUUGGUGUUAAAGUGAAAUCAUGUACGCAAACUCGUCGUCUAAUUGGAGAUAUUUAUGCUUGAAUGAAUGCACAUUAUAUGAUUGUUUCAAUUUGAAUACAUUCAUCAGGAUGCUUUAGAGAUGUUCAGUCCCCCAUGACCUACAGUAGUUAACUAAUUUAAAAAUGAACCUUGAGCAGAAAUAACCAGCAUCAAAUUUAAGGGAAGAACAGAUUUAUUGUAUUAUCUAUAAAAUGUUAUAUUGUUAAAUCUGUAUUGUACUAAGAAGUUGAUUUGCAACAAGAAUGCAAUGCAAAAUUUGAAUGCUAUUUUCACAAACUGCUGGCAAAUCUACAGGCUUCCCGAGCGAGGUCUGAACAGAUGCGUUAUCAGUCAAAUGCAUUAAGGAUGGAGUCGAUAUAUUUUCAUAUUUUUUCAGAAAAGCAUGUUUUGUCUUACUGUAGGACUAGUUCUGUAUGGUUAAUGGUAAAUUAGUGUUAUUGGAGUGGUACUGGUAAGUCCAUUGAUUGUGUUCAUGGAAGACAACCCAGGGUGCGGUCGAAAAAUGUAUUUGCUUUAUCAGAGGUGAAGCUAAGACCCCUUAUGCAGAUGGUUAGGUUAAAUUGAACACUUUAUGAAUUUCUAGAGGAAAGUGUUUGCUAAGGGUGAAACUAUAUGGUGUCAAUCAAAGCUGGAUUGCAGUUUAAUUAUGAUUUGUGUAACACCUUUUAGUGCCUAAAGGUAAAAUUGCCUUGGAAUGUUCACAAUCUAUUCUGUUAAGUGUUUGUAAAUAGUUGUAAAUGUGUGUGUGUCUGUAAUUGUCGUCAAGCACAUCUUACAGCAUUGUCAUUUUUCUGUAGUCUUUGUCAGAGUGUGUUUUAAUGAAAUCUCUAAUGCAUAUUUAGAGGUUUUGCAUAUUAAUAUGCAUAUUAAUGCAUAUGUGUACGUAACGUUUGCCUGAUGGGAUACCAUGAUUUUACACUGAAUGCACAAUGUUACAGGCAGCUGAUCACUGUUUAAACUUUACAGCUCUAUUACUGGCAGAUAAACUGUACUUUCAUUUCUCAAACGCUAUAAGAGAGAUUUCAUAUGACAUUUAUAACACUAGUUUGAAGAACAGCUCACAGCACAUUUUAGGAAAAGAAACUAUUGGUGCGUUUAUUAUAUUAACUCUGAGAUUUGUAUUAUUUAUAUUUUACUAUUAGUUGUUUACAUCUGAGGCAGGGAAGAUAUUCAAAGUUCAUGUGUACAAUUACUACAGUUGUCAAACUUGUUUUUAUCACACUUGUACGCUAUGAAAAAACUAAACACUGUUUGACAAUAUGAAAUAUCUCUGAGAAGUUAACAUGCAACACCUGAGGAUAUGCAUUCAAGUUAUUGAUUUAUGAGUUUAUUACUAACAAUCAUUCACUUUUCAUACUGUAGAGUAUGACAGGUUUACAUUUGCUCAGUUUAGCAUGUGACAAGUUUUACUGUACUGCAUUGCCCAAGCUGUUAGUACGUUGCAAAAGUCGUAUUGAAUUGAUGUCAGUGGUGUGCAUUCUGUGUAUUCUGUUCAGCUGAAUGUCUGUGGUCCAAAGUAGAUCUUAUAUAUAUAAAUAUAAAUAUAUUAUAUUGUAUAUGUUGAUUUUUUGCUCUCAACUUAAUAGUCUUCAUUGAUAAUAUUCAUUUAUCAACAUGUUUAUGAAAAUAAAAUGUCUUUGUUGAAUAUGCCCAGGAAA
Molecule: messenger RNA, 3456 nt
Organism: Misgurnus anguillicaudatus (oriental weatherfish)
Lineage: Eukaryota; Metazoa; Chordata; Actinopteri; Cypriniformes; Cobitidae
Gene: gas7a
Product: growth arrest-specific 7a
Biological process (GO): clathrin coat assembly; neuron projection morphogenesis; clathrin-dependent endocytosis
Cellular component (GO): clathrin-coated vesicle; plasma membrane; cytoplasm
Molecular function (GO): protein binding
Source: RefSeq, a predicted model, not a curated record